AAGUCGAUAAUAUUCCAAAUGUUUUUCUCAAUCUGUCCUGUUGGUACAACCUCAAACACGGCAAUAAUUAACCAUUUUCCUUGACGACGUUCGGGAUUUACAUCAGUGCCUGUGCUGUGUUGUGAUGCGGAGUGCCUCCAAUAUGGCGACUUCCGCUCUGAUGACGCGUCGUGAAAACCCUCUAUAUUGAGACGUUUAGGUUACGCAGAGAUGUAUUGUAAUGAGGUAAGGUUUAGGGCAGGUUUCUUCUGUUUUCGCUGCAUGAAUUUCUACAAAGUGUGGAUGGUUGAAGCUGCAUUGGCCUCGUGUUAAAUACCCUCAGCACAGUCAUUUAACAAUCGAUAGAGAGGAUAAAUUUCAGACGCGGCUCUCAAACGCUUCUCUCGCCAUCAGACUCGACCCGCAUCGGUCGGCGGCCUUCCAAAUAUGAAGGCGUUAUAUACGAGUUCUCACUGAUGGGCUGAUGUGUGGUUUUGUAGGGGCCGGGAUCUCUCUGCCCAACCACAAUGACCUUGUGCAGAUUGGCCUGUGUCUGGUCUGAGCCUUUAUCUUUCUCCCUCUGCACUCUGAGUAUCGAUGCAGCAGCAUCAAGUCCCAACGUGCCGUGCCCAGGGUCCCACCAGCCCCUCCCCUCCCCGAGCGGCGCUGCACACUCACGGCCUAAGAUCCGUCUCUUCUCCUGGAUGGAGACGUUCUUCCGUUACACCUCGUGUUACCACCUUCCCGUGUCCCGGGUGCCAGCAUGACAUCGAUCUUGGGGAACGAGGGAUCAGCAUGCUCUUCCGCAACUUCACACUGGAGAGCAUCGUUGAGCGCUACAGACAGGCGGCCCGUGCGGCGGUGGCCAUUAUGUGCAACAUGUGUAAACCGCCUGUUCAAGAGGCCACCAAAAGCUGCAUGGACUGCAAGGCCAGCUACUGCAACGAAUGCUUCAAGAUGCACCACCCGUGGGGAACGCCUAAAGCCCAGCACGAGUACGUGGGGCCCACCGCCAACUUCAGACCAAAGGUGUUAAUGUGCCCUGAACACGAGAUGGAGAAAGUCAACAUGUACUGUGAGGUGUGUCGACGGCCGGUGUGUCACCUUUGUAAGCUGGGCGGAUCUCACGCUAAUCACAAAGUCACUUCCAUGAGCAGCGCCUACAAGAUCCUUAAGGAGAAGCUGUCGAAGAGUAUCCAUUACUUAAUAAGCAAAGAGGACCAAGUGAGGGUUCAGAUUUCUGAGCUGGAGCUGUUGAUUCAUCAAACUGAGGAAAGCGGACAGCUCGCAGAGCGAAGCGCCAACGAAUGCUUCGAACGACUCUUCGAGAUCCUUCAAGAAAGAAAAAGCGAGAUGUUGCGUUCCAUCGAGCAGUCGAGGACCCAGCGUGUGGAGCGUCUGCGUGCUCAGGUGGAGGGCUAUCAGGGGAUGCUGGAGAACAGCGGUUUGGUGGGCUACGCACAGGAAGUUCUCAAGGAGACCGAUCAGUCCUGCUUCGUUCAGACAGCUAAACAGCUUCACGUCAGGAUUCAGAAAGCCACAGAGUCACUGAGGACGUUCCAGCCGGCGGCGAACACAUCGUUUCAUGAGUUUCUGAUGGACACGACCGGGCCAGAAACCUCACUGAAGGAGCUCAGCUUUGGGGGUGUUCCUGACCCUCCUGUGAUCGAUCUGUCCCGUUCACGCGUUUACAAUGAAGGUCUGAUCCACUGGAGGACGUCUGAAGACGCUGUGCCAUCAGACCGCUACGUUGUAGAGUUUAAAAGGUUGAGCGGUGAGAACGGAGAGCCGGACUGCUGGAGGACGUCUGAGCGCGUGUAUGGCAGCAGUACGGUCGUCUCUGAUCUCGACAGCGACAGCCAAUACGUCUUCAGAGUUAAGGUCUGUCGUAAUGACGUCUUCAGCCCGUGUGGUCCUGAGGUGAUUUUUCACACCCCUCCGGCGCCAGUGUUUGGCUUUCUGUUUAACGAGAGAUGUGGAUUCAGUGCUGAGCGACUGCAACUGAGCAAACAGAGGGAUUCGGUGGAGAGCGCAGCCGGAAUGACUUUACUUCUGGCUGCUGAACGCGUGCAGACAGGAAGUUACAUCUGUCUUGACUACAUCACUGGAGAUACGGGCAUCACGCAUGGGCGCCAUUACUGGGCAUUCCGUGUAGAUCCCAAUUCAUACAUGGUGAAAGUGGGAGUGGCAUCUGACUCCAAAUUAACAGAGUGGUUUCAUAAUCCCCGCGAAACCAGCAGUCCCCGGUACGAUCAUGACAGCGGCCAUGACAGCGGAAGCGAGGACACCUGCUUGGAGACUUCACAACCCUUCACUUUGCUCACUGUGGGCAUGGGGAGGAUUUUUAUUCCCAAAGCCUCAAUCACUGCUUCCUCAGGGGACCCGGGCAACCGCGUCCUCCCCAUGCCUCAGAGAAUUGGAGUUUGCCUGGACUACGAUGCUGGCCGUGUCUUUUUCUAUGAUGCUGACACAAUGCGGUGCCUGUUUGAGAGACAAGUGGAAUGUUCUGGUACCAUGUACCCGGCGUUUGGGCUCUUGGGCGGUGGGGCAAUUCAUCUGGAGGAGUUUAUCACAGCCAAGCGGUUGUCAUACAUGUGAAAGUGUGUUUCGAAUGCUGCUUUCAUGUUUCCAGGCAAUCGUUAUGCGGUCGGUGAGUCUGAUCUUCAAGCUGAGUUCAACUUGAGACCCACGUGCCUUCGACAACAUCAGCCAUCAGGUUUUACUAAAACGCAUGCAACGCAGGGGCACUUUAAUACACAGUCACCUAAAGCAACGCCUCACGUUGACACAUUCUAAAUUGUGUGCACGUACACCAUUUUUAUUUUUUCAUAGUUUACAUUGAGUUAAAUGAUCUUUAAAACAAGGGUUUCAACAUUUUUACACUGUAUGACAAAUCACAUCUGAACCUGACGGUUGAGUCGUGCACUAUUUAACUUUUCUUCUUAUUUUGUUAUGAAUGUAGCAGCACCUGCGACACUAAGCAUUAUUACACCGUUAAAUGUUUCAAACUCCUGUGUUCAAAAUGUUUUACUUCAUGUUUUCUGAAGUGAAAAUUUGGUGCUCAGCGUAACCAAAAUCUGAUUUAUGAUGGGCAAGUUAUAACACCUUUACUAUGCACUGUCUUUGACAUGGCUGAUAUCUUGACUUACCUUAACUAAUAUGGCCUUACUGAAUAACUACAGACAGAUUGCUGGCUAGAAAGAGAGUUUUAGUCAUUCAUUCAUUCAUGGUGACAGGAAGUGGAUCCGCAGACACGGCGUCUAUGGCUUUUACGCUACCUCUUAUUUAAAUCUUUGAUUAAUCAAAAGUAUUUUGUGGUGUUGUACUGUACUUGUAGGCUACUACUAGACUUGUUUUAUUUUGCACUCCUUUGGAGAAGACAUCAUUGAUGGUGAUGUGGUUGAUUACUGAAGAUCUGCAACAUUUUAAGGACACAUCAUACUACUGAUGAGUUGGACAUUUAUUUCCCUCUCGGUUAAUCUCAUGAAUUAUUUUUAGCAGUAAAAGCAAUGUAAUCCUAUAAAUAGACAUUCAUAAACGUGGUCACACUAUGUCUGUAGUUUAUGAGCAACCAUGACCACUUUAAAUAAUUACGGUUAUACAUGUGUGAAAAAAGUGAUGCAUAAUAUCUGUGUGGUGUUUCCAAAUCUACUGCUGAACUCUGUGUGAAUAACUGUAAUAUUUAGUUGUUCACCUUGAGAAUGCUUGCACUGGAUGUUUUUUGGGUUUGUGAUUGAACAUUAAUGUUUUGGGAACCUGUAACCAAAUGCUUUGUGUGUUUCUUGUAAAUGUUCGACUGAGUCUCCGAUGAAUUGUUGCGAUUUGUAGCGUAUGAGUAUGACAGUGAUCUGAAGUCAAUAGUUAAAGGAAAACUUGAUUAUUCACUUGUAAAUUAACCACUUUAGUUCUCAAGCGUGCACUUUAAAGCAUGUAAGCUCGUGGGCUUGAUGCAAGUAGACUUAAAGAAGUGUGUAAUGUCAUUUUAAACAUGCUGGCGCUAAAUAUGAUGCUUUAAUGGAAAUAAGAUAAUUGUCACCUGUCUUGAUGAUUUUAUUUUGAAUGUAGUGUGUUUUUGUUUUCGAUUAAAAAUAAAUGACUGUCCUUUUA
This is a messenger RNA of Misgurnus anguillicaudatus (oriental weatherfish), 4086 nucleotides long. It is a transcript of the gene trim36, whose product is annotated as tripartite motif containing 36. The record is from RefSeq and is a predicted model, not a curated record. Gene Ontology annotation, biological process: spindle organization; acrosome reaction. NCBI's taxonomy places the organism in Eukaryota, Metazoa, Chordata, Actinopteri, Cypriniformes, Cobitidae. Gene Ontology annotation, molecular function: protein binding; zinc ion binding; ubiquitin-protein transferase activity. Gene Ontology annotation, cellular component: acrosomal vesicle.